AUGUCGUGUUAUGGGCAGUACGGAGGACAGACGAAGGUGUAUGUUGGUAACCUGGGAACUAGUGCUGGCAAAGGAGAGUUGGAAAGGGCUUUCAGUUAUUAUGGUCCCUUAAGAACUAUAUGGAUUGCAAGAAAUCCCCCAAGAUUUGCCUUUGUGGAAUUUGAAGAUCCUAGAGAUGCUGAAGAUGCAGUGCAAGGACUGCAUGGAAAGGCGAUUUGUGGUUCCCGAGUAAGGGUUGAACUACCAGCGGGCAUGCCUCAGAGAUCUUGCUUUGAUAGACCACCUGUCCGACGUCCCUUUGAUCCCAGUGAUAGAUGCUAUGAGUGUGGUGAAAAGAGACAUUAUGCUUAUGACUGUCACCGUUAUAGCUGGAGAAGAAGAAGCAGGUCAUGGUCUAAAUCACAUUCUCGAUCCAGAGGAAGGCGAUACUCUCGCUCACGCAGCAGGAGCAGGGGGCAGAGGUCAAGAUCAGCAUCUCCUUAAAGAUCAAGGUCUGUGUCUCUUCAUAGAUCAAGAUCAGCUUCACUCAGAAGAUCUAGGUCUGGUUCUAUAAAAGGAUUGAGGUAUUUCCAAACCUGGUCCAGGUCAAGAUCAAGACCCAGGUCUCUUUCACCACCAAAAAGCAGCCGGUCAAAGUCCAGAUCUCCAUCUCCAAAAAGAAGUUGUUCCCCAUCAGGAAGUCCAUGCAGAAGUGCAAGUCCUGAAAGAAUGGACUGAAGUCCUCAAGUUCACCCUUUAGGGA
Molecule: messenger RNA, 742 nt
Organism: Fukomys damarensis (Damara mole-rat)
Lineage: Eukaryota; Metazoa; Chordata; Mammalia; Rodentia; Bathyergidae
Product: serine/arginine-rich splicing factor 7-like
Exons: 1
Biological process (GO): mRNA splicing, via spliceosome
Cellular component (GO): nuclear speck
Molecular function (GO): RNA binding; zinc ion binding
Source: RefSeq, a predicted model, not a curated record